AACUCUCUCCUUGUCUUUUAUCUUAGGAGAUAUGAAUCUUCUCUUUCUGUUACUUCCCAUGUGGGCAUGUACCUUCUCUUUGUUGUCAAUUACAUUUCUUGCCAGACCAGAGUCAACUGUUUACCCUAUUUCUGCUUCCGUUUUUCUUUCUAAACAAAACCCCAUUUCUCAGUUUUCUUCAGAAAUGGAAGCUGUUUCUCCAGGAGUUGCUGUGGUUAGAGUAGUGCAGCACCAGGAUUUAAACAAGAGAAUUCUUAUAGCUUUGAUUGUUGCCUCCACUCUCCUUGGUGGAAUAUUGCUCCUUUUGUUAUGUUUCUGGAUCCGUAGACAGAAAAUCUUGAAGAAUUCCAAUGGGAAAAGCAAACACAACCUGGAACCUACAAAAGCAAUUUCAUUGAGUCCAAUUGUGGAUCGGUUUAAUUCCUUAUGGAUGGCUGGCAAAAAGGGUUCAGUAGCUGUUGUUAUUGAGUAUCAGUUAUUGGAAGCUGCAACAAACAAUUUCCGGGAAAGUAAUGUCUUGGGUGAAGGUGGUCGUGGACGUGUCUACAAAGCUCGUUUUGAUGAGAAAUUUCUUGCUGCUGUGAAAAAAUUAGAUGGUGGAGGACAAGAUACUGAAAGAGAAUUUGAGAAUGAGAUGGAGUGGUUGGUCAAAAUCCAGCAUCAGAAUAUAGUUUCGCUAUUGGGUUACUGUAUCCAUGGUGAAACAAGAUUUCUUGUAUAUGAAAUGAUGCAAAAUGGUUCUUUGGAGAGCCAAUUGCAUGGACCUACUCAAGGAUCAGCUUUAACCUGGAAUUUACGAAUGAAAAUUGCAAUUGAUAUUGCAAGAGCAUUAGAAUAUCUUCAUGAGCACUGCAAUCCACCUGUUGUCCAUCGAGAUAUAAAGUCAUCUAACAUUCUUCUGGAUUCCAAGUUCAAUGCAAAGCUGUCAGACUUUGGCCUUGCUGUGGCUACUGGAUCCCAAAACAAAAACAUAAAGUUGUCAGGAACAUUAGGCUACGUAGCUCCAGAGUACCUCUUAGAGGGAAAAUUGACUGAUAAAAGUGAUGUAUAUGCUUUUGGAGUCGUCCUUUUGGAGCUGCUAAUUGGAAAGAAACCACUGGAGAAAAUGUCAUCAACUCAGUGCCAAUCUCUUGUCACAUGGGCUAUGCCCCAGCUUACUGACAGAUCGAAGCUUCCAAACAUAGUGGAUCCAAUAAUAAAAGACACAAUGGAUUUAAAGCACCUAUAUCAGGUUGCUGCUGUUGCUGUGCUGUGCAUACAACCUGAACCAAGUUAUAGGCCACUUAUAACUGAUGUCCUGCACUCCCUCAUCCCUCUUGUACCUAUGGAACUUGGAGGUUCAUUAAGAGUUACAUAGUCCGUCCCUCUUCUCUUGCCCCUCUUUUGCACUGGUUAUACAAAUCGGAACUUGGAUGGUGAUGUCCUCACAUUCACUUGCAUCUGAUCUUCUUUGCUACAAGAUUGCAUUGAUAGCCUCGUCUCUUAUGUGCUGCUCAUUCAUUUCCACAUGAACUUUUCCUCUGGGGAACUGCAGCAAUUCAAUUAUGCAUUGGUGGUGCUUUAACGCAACUCCUAUCAUAGAGCCACUUCUGACUUCACUAAGAAGGUUAUCCUCCCUGAUCUGUAGUAUUGUGAUCAUUGUACUCAUGAGAGGGGAAAAAAAAAGAGAUUAGAACAUGAAAUUCUCGAUGUAAUAUCUAAAUUAAUUAAAUCUUAUUACUAUCAAUCGAAGCUGAUGCAAAUUGCAAGCAUUAUCCUCUUACAACUUUGUACUUAUAGACAUGUCAAGGACGACAAUAAUCUUUGUUUAGUAAAGUUAUACUAUCAUUACUGUGAUGAAGCUGAUAACUAAAAGCAUCUAGCUUGAAGCAUGCUUUAACUGUAUGCAUGAAGGCUUGAGGUUGAUGUUGUCUGGUUCAUCCUUUUAUUGCUAAAGUUCAUCGAGUCUCAUUACAUGAGUCAUGAAUUUAAUACCCUAAUAGUUGGUAAACUCUGUCUAUCUGAUUUGAUACUUAUUUUUUUGUGGCCAAAUUUUCAUUUGAUUCUUCAAGGGUUCCCUUAUUUUUACUUUCAGGUCAGCAAAGACAGGUAAAGAAUUCAUGAUCCAUCCAUUAUUUUUUCAGACAAAAGAUUCAAAUCCAAUUUCAGAUGAAGAGUGAACGCUCCUUUUGGUGUUGUGCCAUUAAUAUCUAAUAAAAUAGGUUGUAUGU
Messenger RNA from Durio zibethinus, 2210 nucleotides. RefSeq names its product putative receptor-like protein kinase At1g80640. Gene Ontology annotation, molecular function: protein kinase activity; ATP binding. NCBI's taxonomy places the organism in Eukaryota, Viridiplantae, Streptophyta, Magnoliopsida, Malvales, Malvaceae. The record is from RefSeq and is a predicted model, not a curated record. Gene Ontology annotation, biological process: protein phosphorylation.